Messenger RNA from Pocillopora damicornis (cauliflower coral), 2356 nucleotides. RefSeq lists its product as uncharacterized. The record is from RefSeq and is a predicted model, not a curated record. Gene Ontology annotation, molecular function: 3'-5'-RNA exonuclease activity. NCBI's taxonomy places the organism in Eukaryota, Metazoa, Cnidaria, Anthozoa, Scleractinia, Pocilloporidae.
AUGGCUGACGGUGUUACGUCAGAGCAUGUUCUCGUUUUCCUUGAAGUGAUUGGCUUUUUUUAGCAUGGGAUGUCCACUAUAUGCUCCGAAAUUUUUGCUUUUUAACGUGUCGUCGAGUUCUUCACAUCAUGAGCGACAAAUCGGUGGCAAAACAAACCGUACGCAUCGCUACUUUUAAUGUCCUAGCUCCAUGUUACAAUUGGUUAAGUGGCUGGUGGGAUCGCAGUGAAAGCAGUAAUCCCAACCUAUACAUACCAAGAUUCCGCGCCAUUAUUGAUCUUAUAUCUAAACAGAAGCCUAGUGUGGACAUUAUUUGUCUUCAAGAAUUUUGGUUUCAUGGUGAUGUCAUGGAACUUUUUGAUACACAGUUUGAAGAAAAAUACAGAAUAAUAAAACUAAAGAGGACCGGUUUUAAGACAGAUGGCCUCGCAUUAUUGAUUGAUCGCUCAAUUAGCAUACUGUCUAUAUGUCCUAUUCGUUUCAAUGAUAUGAAUCGCAGAGUAGCUUUACUAGUCCACCUUCUGUUGCCAAAUGAGCAAGAGAUUGUGCUUAUGACAACACAUCUGACAUAUUGCUCAAACUUCAUUGACCAAUUGCUACGAAUGUCUCAAAUAAAGAAAGUGAAAAACGAAAUUGAAUCAUAUCAGCAGAAAAAUAAUGUAGAAAACAUACCUGUGGUGUUAGCAGGAGAUUUUAAUGGCUGCCCAGAAGAUGAGGUGUAUGGCUUUGUGAUUGAAAAUGGUUUUGUGUCAUCAUACAAAACUGUGCACUGCAGAGAACCUCGUGUAACACACAGACUUUAUAGCGGUGAAGAGAUACUUGUAGAUUAUAUAUUUUACAGAAAUCCACCUCAAUCUCAACUUGUUCCUAUAAAAUCCAUAGUGUUGCCGGCAGAAUUCACUGAUGAAGAGUGGCCCAAGGAGUUCACUUUGUCUGAUCACAGGAUGAUAAUGACGGAAUUUGAGCUUGAGACUAAACAGGAUAAUCAACCUGAUAGUCAGAAGAGCAGUGAGCAGUUGGAUCAAAGAAAAGUGAUGUGUCAUGACUAUGACAGAGUUUAAGGAUUAGAGGGUCUAAAAAUUCAAUUUGUCUUUCAGCCAAUUGGUCGAACUGUGAGACAGUCAGACUGAUUGGCAGUCAGACAGUCGGACACUACGAUGCCUGCAUUUACGCAGAAUUUGUUUUUUUAGUGUAGUGUGCUGCAAGCACUUUGCUCUUGAGGAUUCCCAGACCCAGUAACCUUAGCGUGCUAUUCAAAUGGGAAUAAUAAUGUUACGUUAGUACUACACCGCGUUUCAAACUGUAAAUUUCACACAUCUUAUAAUAGUAUUGUAAAUAAAAUGCAGCCGUUUGUAGUCAACACGCGAUCGUAAUGAUUUAUCUGUUGUCUAAUCAGCUCCCGCUUUUUCCUAUAAUCUAAUGUACCUCCGGUACAUAUGACUCAAAAGUAGUUUGCUGCACCAUUUAGCAAAUAAUAAUAAGGAUGAAAACUUUUUAUGUAGCACCAAUAACUAGCACGUUACUUAAGAGUGGUUUUAAUGGGAACAUUUCUUUUGAAAUAGGGUGUCCGGAAAUAAGUUAGUUUUUAUGAAGGUUGAAGAUAUAGAUUAUAUAUUUUAUUUCGUGAGAUCAAGUUGCGUUCGUUUGUUUAGUUUGUCAAAUAAGCUAGCGUUGGAUAUGUCAGAUAUGUUCUUCUUAAAGCUAACUAAUUUUAUUUAUUUACACAGUUGUUUUCCAUGGCUGUUUGUCUUGAAGGGGAGAAUUGUCGCUUUAAUUGCCAGCAUGCACUAACUUUUGACGGCAGGAAAUAAUCUGAAAGUCAUGGAUUAUACUCGAUGUCUUUAUGGAAAUAUCAACAGGAAAUAAGUACAAUGCGUAUAUGUGCGCAUCUAUAUCGGCUCAUAGCUGUGCAUUAUUCUUAAGCUGAUAGCGUAAUACGAAAAAAAUUGCGGGUACCCCAUUUCUUUCAAGAAAAGAUUUGUACUGGAGAUGUCUUUGAGAUUUUUUGUUAAUUUUAAACUGCGUUCUCAAUUUCAACACUUCCCGAAGAGAAUUAUACCAUGUUGGACUUAGAAAACCACUUUGAGCUUACAGCAGCCACCCUUUGGUCUCUUUAUUCAUUGAUUCAAGGGCCCAAGGCAUAGCUUGAACUACAACUUAGAGGUGGCCAAAACCUCUCUCUCAUCCCUUUUCUGACAAAUCUUUUUGUUUUCAAAGGUUAUCGAGGUAACGAUUGGUCCGACAUCAGUUAUUACAAUCACUGUUCCAGCUUUAUUAAAAAAGAGAGAAAUUUUAAUUUCUAACUGUCGGACGCUUAAAGCUGAUAAAUAAAUGUGUAUCAUGAGAGAAAAGAAAA